This is a messenger RNA of Cicer arietinum (chickpea), 572 nucleotides long. RefSeq names its product desiccation protectant protein Lea14 homolog. NCBI's taxonomy places the organism in Eukaryota, Viridiplantae, Streptophyta, Magnoliopsida, Fabales, Fabaceae. Gene Ontology annotation, cellular component: cytosol. The record is from RefSeq and is a predicted model, not a curated record. Gene Ontology annotation, biological process: response to desiccation.
AUGUUGUUAUAGUAAUAACUAAUAAUAGUAUCUGAAAAUGUCGCAGUUACUUCAUAAAGCGAAGGACUUUGUAUCCGACAAAAUCGGCGAUGUGGUUAAGCCUGAAGCGAGUGUGACCGACGUGGACUUCAAGCGCGUGACGAUGGAUAGUGCUGAGUACUUGGCAAAGGUCUGUGUUCAAAAUCCUUAUUCAACUCCAAUUCCCAUUUGUGAGGUCAACUACUCUUUCAAAAGCGCCAACAGGGAGAUUGCAUCAGGGACAAUACCAGAUCCAGGAUCCUUAAAGGCAAAGGAUAGAACAAUGGUGGAUGUACCUGUGAAGGUACCAUACAGCAUAUUGAUGAGUUUGGCAAGAGACAUUGGAGCUGAUUGGGAUAUUGACUAUCAAUUGGAUUUGGGUCUUAUUAUUGACCUUCCUGUUAUUGGCAAUUUUACCAUUCCUCUUUCUCAAAAGGGACAACUCAAGUUACCAAAACCUUUCUAAUAUUUAUUACUUUUUUUGUACCUUGUAAUGUUACUACUCUAUCAAUAUCAAUAUCAUCUUUAAUAAAUCACAUUAGAAAUUAAUCAAA